UGGAAAAGAAAACGCAGCACUUAUUAACUUACUUGGCUCCAUUUCUCUCUCUUUUGAGGACCCAAACACAGACACGUUUUAACACACAAACACAAAUGCGGUUCUUCACUUCUCGGGUCAUACCCGACCCGACCCGAAACCCAUCCACCGCUCACCACCACCGCAGAUCCAUCGUCACCGCAUGCAGAGCCGUUCUUCUCCCCCGCUUCGGCGGCCCCGAUGUCCUCCAGCUCCGUCCCAAUGUAGAAGUUCCUGAUCUCAACCCAAACCAGGUUCUUGUUCGUGCUCGUGCAGUUUCCAUUAACCCGCUCGAUACCCGAAUGAGAUCAGGCUAUGGUCGUUCAUUAUUUGGACCUCUUUUACCUCUCAUACUGGGUCGGGAUAUUAGUGGCGAAGUUGCAGCUGUUGGAGCUUCGGUCAAGACACUGAAUGUAGGACAAGAAGUUUUUGGUGCUUUGCAUCCAACUGCUGUGAGGGGUACUUACACUGACUAUGCAAUCCUUUCCGAAGACGAACUUACUCCCAAACCAGUUUCUGUUACACAUGUGGAAGCAAGUGCCAUACCUUUUGCUGCAUUGACUGCAUGGCGUGCUCUAAAAAGUACUGCUAGGAUAACUGAGGGGCAAAGGAUAUUGGUUGUGGGUGGUGGAGGAGCAGUAGGAUUUGCUGCAAUUCAGCUUGCAGUAGCUUCGGGGUGCAAUGUGGCAACUACGUGUGGAAGUCAAAGUGUAGACCGAGCAAUGGCAGCUGGUGCUGAGCAAGCUGUUGACUAUACAGCUGAGGACCCUGAAUCAGUAAUAAAGGGAAAAUUUGACGCUGUCUUGGACACCAUUGGCGUUCCAGAGACGGAAAGAAUUGGGGUAAAUUUUUUGAAGAGAGGUGGAUACUACAUGACACUUCAGGGUGAGGCUGCAUCACUUACUGAUAGCUAUGGACUUGUUAUUGGGCUUCCACUUGCAUCAUCAACUCUACUGAAGAAACAAUUGCGAUAUCAAUACACUCAUGGAAUAGAAUACUCGUGGACUUUUAUGAGAGCGGAUGCAGAAGGGUUAAACGAGAUUCGAAGGCUUACUGAAGCCGGGAAGCUGAAAAUACCAGUGGAGAAAACAUUUCCUAUCACACAAGUGAUAGAAGCUCAUGAGGCUAAAGAUAAAAAACAUAUACCGGGUAAAGUUGUGCUCGAAUUCGACUAAAGCUUAGAUUUUUACACUUUCAAGUUGUGUUGUGUUGAAAACUUUGUGAAACUUUUAGUAUUGAAGGUUUGGAUAUGAAUGAAAAUUGAAAUGAAAUCUUAGGCUUGUUCUGUACAGUGUGUCUUUCUUCAAUAGCAUUUUUGUAAUAAUGAGAGCUUUGUUUCAUGGGGGAAAUUUUGCAAUUUUCUUACACUUUGACAAUAUGUAAAUUUCUAUAGUUGAGCAUAGACUAUAAGGCAUCACUUUUGCCA
Messenger RNA from Cannabis sativa, 1444 nucleotides. RefSeq lists its product as uncharacterized. Lineage: Eukaryota; Viridiplantae; Streptophyta; Magnoliopsida; Rosales; Cannabaceae. The coding region runs from base 96 to 1193 and encodes 365 amino acids. Gene Ontology annotation, molecular function: oxidoreductase activity. The transcript has 7 exons. The record is from RefSeq and is a predicted model, not a curated record.